Leucoraja erinaceus (little skate) is the source of this 4435-nucleotide messenger RNA. It is a transcript of the gene ccdc160, whose product is annotated as coiled-coil domain containing 160. The transcript has 3 exons. Lineage: Eukaryota; Metazoa; Chordata; Chondrichthyes; Rajiformes; Rajidae. The coding region runs from base 193 to 1113 and encodes 306 amino acids. The record is from RefSeq and is a predicted model, not a curated record.
CCCCCCCCCCCCCGCGUUCAGUUGUAGAGCGGUAACCAAAGCUAUAAGAUCUUUGGCGGUAACCGGCUGUUUGAAUGUAGAUUGCUAGCUCAACGAAACCUCCACAGACACAAAGCCGUUGAACAGACUGCCUUAGUCAACAGCGCAAUAGUUUAAAACCCGUUUCCUGGACCUUUGUGGAAAUUCCUAGAGAUGGAAAUGCAACAUUGGGUUCAGCAAUUAUUUCCACCCCGCUUCUGCGCAGAAGAUCUAUUUGUGGGAGACCACUCGCAGGGCUUGCUGCUCUCUGAACGCUUUGCUGCCAGCAGAGCCAAACGAAUUAAACAUAUUUACAAGCAGGAAAUUCAGUAUUUUCAUGAACAAAAGAAAUCAAAACGAAAAAGUCACAUGGCAGGGCUGAUUGUCCAUGAGCUGAAUCCUGCGAAUGAUCAGAUUGGCCAGAAUCGCCUUCAGCUGCACGAAUCAGACAAUUCAUGUCAAACUCCCACUCAUGGAAAGGAAGAGCUGUGUAUUCCAAGUACUGAGAAACAAGCAAUGGGUGCAGACAUGGAGCAAUGCAAGAUGAGAGCACAACUGGCUCUGGCCCAAACACAAAUAGCUGAGCUGAAAGCAAACUGUAAGGAACUAGCAGAGAGUCUGGAAAUGAAAGGUGGUCAGCUGCGCCAAGCCCAACAAGAAUUACAGGGCAGAGCUCUGAAGGACAAUUUCAAUGUCCAAGAAAUUCGUGCAAAAGAAUUUCAAAUUAAACGUCUCAGAGAGGAUCUUCAGAAUGAACUGAUGACUGUAAGCAAGCUGAGAUCAGAAGUGCAUAAGACCAGGCUCAAAUCUCAGGAACUCCAACUAAAUAAGGAGAGGCUCCUCUCAUCCUGGGAGCAGCAGGCAUUGCGACACCAGUUGGAAAAGGCUGUCUUGAUGGAGAAGAUAAAAGAACAAACUGCAAUUGACCCGAAGAAACUGCAAAUGGAGCUGGAUGAGGUGAAAGCUGAACUCAGAGCAGAAAAGUGUCAUUGUGCUCGAAACAAGAAAGAUUUAGAGUUGUUGUGCAAACAUUUUGCCAGCUUACUUUCCUCAAACCCCGUUGAAACUUUUAACACUGAAUUUAUAAGGAAAUGAAAUGACUUUGGCUUGAACUAAACUUAUUUGUUGAGUUCAAUUGAUACAAAUUUUCUGCUUUGCUGUUGGUUGAUCGCAUGCAGAGUUAAAUUGAUUUUAUACAAUUAAGAUUUCUGUUGAUUGAAUACACACCCAAAUCUCUAUUCCUGGAGAGAUUUUCAGGUCAUUUCUGAUAAUUACCUGUGACCAUUAAAUACGACUAAGUGUACUUUGGUCCAUGUGUGUGCCAGGUGCUGUGAUUUCAGUAGCAACCUGCAAUGAAAGUUGCUGAACCAGUUGUGGCUGUAAGAACAGAAUGGACAGAUAGAAUCAUGCUGGAGAAAAUCAUUGGUGUUGCCUUUUGCUUUUUAAUAGCAGAUAUAAUAUAAUCUCAAUUUGAAAACUCUAUUGCUGUUUUCCUUUAAAUAUCUCCUGUUGCUAUUUCUUUUUCUCAUGUUUUCAUUUUCUUUGACAUGCUCCGUGUCUCUGCCCACUGUGCCACUGUCCCGCGACUGUCUUGCUUGCCCUCUCUCCAUAUCUGCAUCAUUCAGUCCACCACUGUCCCUUUUUCUUAAAUGGAUUCAGCAAGAUGCAAAAAUAGGUGAAUAUGGGUAUGAGGAAGAGCAGAUGAGGAAGAGCCUGUCUAUUUCAAAACCAUAUUUCCACCCUCUUCCUGUAUCCUUCAUCAUUUUUGUGUCCAGAAAUAUUUCUGUCUUCUUGAGUCUAUUCUGUGUUUUGUCAUCUGGAGAUUUAGUCAGUCAUACAGCAUGGACAUGGGCCUGUUAUCUCAACUCCUUCAGGCUGACCAAGAUGUCCCAUCUAAGCUAAUCCAAUUUCCCUUUGCUUUAAACCUUCCUAUCCAUGUACCUAUUUUAAAAACGUUGUAAUUGUACCUGUCUCAACCACUGCCUGUGGCAACGCAUCCCAAAAUCUAACACCUUUAUCUGAACUAAUCUGAAUUAAAGCAUUUGUCCAGCUGAUCAAGAUACUGCAGUAAUUCCUGAGAAGUGUCAUCAGUGUGUCAUCUAAGGAGCGAAGGAAUAAGUGACGUUUCGGGUCUAGAGAGAGGCCUCGACCCGAAACGUUACCUAUUCCAUCGCUCCAUAGAUGCUGCCUCACCCACUGAGUUUCUCCAGCAUUUUUGUCUACCUUCGAUUUUUCCCGCAUCUGCAGUUCUUUCUUAAACAUCAUCGUCUUAAGAAGUCUCGACCCGAAAUGUUACCCAAUUCCUUAUCUCCAGAGAUGCCGCCCGUCCCGCUGAGUUACUCCAGAAUUUUGUGUGUCUACUGUCUAUGAUAACACCUGUUGUGGUGUCAUCUAUAAACUUACUAAUCAAGUCUUGUACAAUUGCAUCCAAAUCAGUGAUUAUAAACCACAAAGACCUAGUUGAAGUCCAUAUAGGGUGAUUGCAUGGCUGACGAGGCCACAACACUUGACCCGCAAUGUUGCCACGCAACGCCUUCUGGAGGACAAGCGGUGUACUGGAGGCAAGCACGAGUGUGUUGAUUACUAUGGCUGCCAGUACAGUGGGACCGUCGUCAGUCCCAGCAGCCGUUGAAUUGUCGCAGUAUGCUUCCAAUCUUUCAACUAAUGAGUUUGCACGAUAUGUUCAAAACGUUUCUGUGAUUGGUAUCGACCCUUAUUUAGUGCCUAAUACAGAGAAAUCGCGUGAUCUUUCCCAACUUCCAGAACUCAAUUCCAUGGACAUCACGGCAUACUUGAUAUCAACGGCGAGUCCAUACACGGCAAAUAAUUUCCAGCACACAAUUCAUGGAUGCCUACAAUCAAUUUGCAAAUGGUUGGUUGCAUGACACAAGUGUAUAUAUUCCAAAGAAUCGUCCACAGUUCUGAGCGGUGUGUGGAAAAGUUCUGCACUCGCAAAGCUGUAGGUGUGACUUCUAAGUCAUUGAUGCCGUGGGUUAUUGGGACAAAUGGCCAGAUAUACAGUGCCCACUAUGAUUGCAAGGCAAGGCUCGCCGAAGUUUGUACCCAUGUAGCAACGCUUCUCGUUGGUAUUGACGCUGGAGUAUGGAUUUGUGGAAAACAAGUCACCCAGGUCAAAGCAUGGAUGGAGCCAACGAGAUAGCAGGUUAAAGUUGCGCCUGUCAGCAAAGUUGACCUCUUCAGCAGCAGAGGAAAAGAUGUCUUGAUGCAGCCAUACAUUGGACGGAGCCGAACGAGCAACAAAGCGGAGAUGAAGCUCCAACAGUGGCAUCCACUUCAUGUCCAACACUGGAGUAGCUGCAGGACAAAGCACUGAGUGAACUUUUGUUAGGCCUGUCCAUGACGACAACAAAAUCGGUCAUACUCAGUGUGUUGACCCUUAUGCAAGACUAUUUGUUCCUGCUGAGACUGUUAAAGAAUUUCCACAUAUUCUUACAGACUUAACAGACAAAGAUACAUUCAGCUUAAUAUAUGCCGAUUUUCUAAGGAGGUGCGAAGAUAUUUGAUUGUUUUGUUACAGAGGAGGGGGCAAAGAAUGUGGAGGCACACACUCGUCAGCAAGCCAAACCAACAAUCUGGUUUCGGUCAAAGAUCCUAUAGCAAGAUGGGCUACUCCUGCAAAAUGCAAUGGGCUGACGUGUAGUACGCUACGGAGGGGAUCCUGGGCAUUUUCCCCGCCCAUUUUAGUAACCGGAACCUACCCGACCCGACUCGCAGUGUUAUCCAAAGAUCUUAUAGCAGACUAUAGGAUCUUUGGUGUAAUUCUGUUAGUUCACACUUCUGUUAAUUCUUGUCAAGAAUAAAAUUUGACAGGGUAAUCAACGUUGCGGGGGAACAGCUUUUGUGUGUGAUAUAGGGUUAGAUUCAUAAUUCUGUUAAUUCUUGUUAAAGAAUAAAAUGUUUAUAAAUUUUGCCUGGUAAUUUUCUCUUUUAAUGUUUUUAAAACCAUUUUUUUUAAAUGGCUCAUAUGCUGUGUUUGAGGUGAUUUUGUAUUACACUUGCACUCUGUAAUUCAUUCAUCUAAUCACAUUAAUGUAAUCACACUGUUCACAUCUGCAGUAUUUGGGAAAAUAAUAGCAAUAUGAAGAUUCCAGUUGCUCUAGCCCUGGAAUGUUACUUAAUGUUUUUGUGCUUAUUUUCUAUUUUCUAUGGAGUUGUUUCUCCACAAAUAAAGAGGGGUCCGGUCUUCCCAAUAGCCAGAGAGUGGAAUGAGAUCUGCCUGUGGGGUUAUCUAAUUGAAGAAUUUCACAAAAUUAACUUUGUUUUGAGCAAGAUUUACAAAUGAUGUAUAACUUAAGGAUGGUCUUAUUCCAUGAGCAUACAACUGACUAGAUUGUGCUGGAAAGAACACACAUACAUGAAUGUGAUAUAGAUGUAUAUAAUCAUAUAACACACACAA